Gryllus bimaculatus (two-spotted cricket) is the source of this 1717-nucleotide messenger RNA. The record is from the annotation of a GenBank genome assembly. Lineage: Eukaryota; Metazoa; Arthropoda; Insecta; Orthoptera; Gryllidae.
UUACAUGCCCCUCGCAUACGCACGUUUUAGGAACAACAGCAUAUCAAUAGCUGCAAAGGUGUGCGACAGGUGCAAGCAGAGAGUAUAAGCAUAGUGAGUGUAAGCAGGUGCGGCGGGUACAAAUGAAAGACAUUAUGUGUCAUAUUACGACGUCACGACUUUUACUUUGACUUAGGAGAGAAAAUAAUUCAGCGCAAAUAUUCACUGAAUUGACGUGCUCCUUGGAAUUGCCAUCGGUGAGAAUUUAAUGUCAAUAUAUACAAAUGAAUACAAAUCCGGCGCCUAAAUUCGUGCCACCAAUCUCUUCGUACGAUCGUACCUUAUUUGUAAAAAAAAUAAAUAAAUGUUUUUUAAAUGUGCAACCUAGAUCUCUUAUACGUAUGAAUAAUUGCAAAGUGUGACUACGUAGAACUGUUUUAAAGCGUAUAUAAACAAUGAUAUUUAAUAUAUGCCCUAUUUUUCUUUCCAUGGUUUCAAGCCUAAUGGGUUAAAGCAAUAGGUUAAGGUGUAAAGUUUGGUUAAGGACAAGUUACUUCAUUUCUCUUUCCUAGUCUUACAACCUGACUUUAACGCUUUAUUUUUGAGUCGUGAUGGUGCACGUUGACAUGAGUUCGAAAAUACAUCGCUGGAAUCCUUCUGAGUUUCUGGAUGUGAAAAAUGUAUGUUCAGCAUAUGCUCUACUUAUCCUUAAUAGGCCUAUCUCUAUCAACCGUGAUUAUUUACUCUCCUUGUGGGACAGAGCUGCAGUCCACGUGACAGUGGAUGGUGGGACAAAUCGUUGGUAUGAGUUCACUGAAAAAGGAACGUGUGAGAAAUGUGUAUUGCCAGAUUUGAUCACAGGUGAUAUGGAUUCUGUCACAUCUGAAGUUUUAGGAUAUUACAAAGCCAAAGAUGUAGAGGUCAUACAAACCCCAGAUCAAAAUGAAACUGAUUUUACUAAAGCUCUGCAUCAAACUGCUUUGUAUGUCAAAAGAAAAGAAAUCAAGAUUGAUGCAGUUAUAGCUGUGGUUGAGACCUCUGGUCGACUAGAUCAGAUUAUUGGAAACAUUAACUCACUUUACAAAGCAGAGUCCAUUCUUGGAGAUGUACCAGUUUUUCUUCAUGGACGUAACUCCCUGACUUGGAGAUUGGGAGAAGGUUUUCAUGAAAUUAGUAUACCUUUACCAGUAAUUUCAUCUAAUAAAUGGUGCAGUCUUGUACCAUUUGGUUCUCCUGCAAGAGUUACAACUACAGGCCUUAAGUGGAACUUAGAUGAUAGAAUUUUAGAAUUUGGAAAGUUAGUGAGUACUUCAAAUACAUUCAGUGGAAGUACAUUAGUGACGGUGCAUACUAACAGCAAUGUGGUGUGGUCAAUGGCACUGAAUAAUACAGACAGAGAUGAUGAUGAAGAUUGAAGAAAAGAUAUUGAAAAUAAUGUAGUGAAGUGUUGGGAAUGUUUUAAAGGAAGAACGGGUGAAAAUCAUGCCAAAAUCUAUGAUAGUAUGAAAGUGAAGUAAUGUUUAAUUCAAGAGUUAUGAGUUUUAUGUGACAUGGUGAUCCUUUAUAGGCAGCUGGUCUGUUGACGUUAUCAGGUAAAGGAAGUAGAAAGCUUAAUAUUCUUGGAUGUAUGUGUUAUUGUUAAUGAAAAAUGUAACACUUGUUUUGUUUGAUGAUGUUUUUGUCAAUGUUUCAUUAGCCUUUCUUCACACAAUAAAAUAUUAAAUUAUUUGUUACAUAA